CGGCGGCGGCGGCGAGCGCCAGUCUGCGCCGAGACGCCGUCCGAGCACCGCGCCCGCGCCACGCCGCACUCCAAACAAACGAACAUCGCGAAAAAAGUUUCACACCCCCUGACAAUACUUCCAGACACCCCUUUCAACCACGCCAGAGUUGAAAGAGGAAAGUCCUCCAAACUGUCGAGAGGUCCCUAAAAGUGACCUUUGCUAAACCGGAAUCUCAAUCCCCCGGAACGGGUUUCGCUUGGACCUCGCAGGACUUGGUGAAAUGGUGCUAACUUGAUUUUAGGUGGAGUGAGUUCAGUGUUAGUGACUUAAUUAUUAUCCUUUAUUAGUUUCCGAUUCUGAAGACUGGAUUGUAAGUUCAGCGGCUAUUUAAGUGGCUCAUCAAAACAGUGCUGAUAACAGUUUUUAUCAUGCCACCACCCGCCUGGCGCUAGCGGCGAUGAGCGGGCGGCCACCGGGCGGGCAGCGCUGCCACCUCAUCCUACAGCGCUGCCUCGCUAUCCAGCUCGCCAAGCCUGGCAAUGCGCCCGACGACUUCUGGAUGUAUGACAGCGGCUAUCUGCUGUUCCAGAGUUUCCUGGCAGCCAACGCCAAAUGCUGGUGGUCCGAAUCCCUGGCGGCGGCCACAUCCUCGCUCCGGUACUGCGGCUACGUGGCGCCGGGGGUGCUGCUGCUGGCCGGGCCGGCGCGCGCGCUCGAGACCGUGCGCGGCGCCUACGCGCGCUCCGUGCUCAAGCCGCCGCCUACUUAUCUCAUCUGCGGGCUGGGUGACAUCGAGGACUGCAUAGUGACGCCGGCGUACCAGGGCCAGUUCACGCCGCUCCCGGAGGCUCUGUGUGACUGCAUCAUGGACCUCACUUCACAGGGGCAGUCUGCGACGCUGGAGAGCAUCAGGACCUCCCUGUCGUCCAAGUUCCCUUCGAUGCAGACUCCGUCCCAGGAGAUGGUGUACGACACGCUGGCGCAGCUCAUGCAAGAGAGGAAGAUCUACCAGACCUCCAGGGGAUUCUUUAUCGUCACACCGGAACGCCGUCGCUCCCGCUCACGCUCGUCCUCCCGCCACCACAGUAGCCUCGACGAGGAGUGUCCCUCCCCGCGCACCAUGCUCAUGUCUGAUGAGGAGGCCCUGCAUCAGCUCUACGGAGAGAUCACCACUACCAGGGAUGGCGCUGUGACGCACCAGUGCGUGCAGACCAACCUUGCUGACGUCAUUUGUGGAGGCAACCCCAAUGACAAGAUCCUGUACGGGCGUCCUAACAAGCGCCGCAGCGCUUCGUUCCCAGCACCCCGCUCGCUGGACCGGCGCCACUCGCUCCGACUCUUCGGAUCUUCCAGCAAGUACCUCCAGCGAUGUGCAAGUACCAGGAGCCUCCACCACAAGAACGCUAAUACUACGGACAGCUCGUCGUCCACCGAUUACCCUCCGAGCGUUGAAUCCGCGUCGCCUAAGAAAGUGUCGCUGCUCUCCCGCUUGUUCCGUCGAAGCGGUCGCAGCAAGCAGUCGCGCACUAUGAGCACGUUCUCCGCACAGUUCCCGCCCACCGAGUGGUUCAACUCCAAGGCGGUGCAUCUGCACUGCGUCGCCACGCAAACCAACUCCAAGGAGUCGUUGCAGAGUCAAACCUCAUACGUGUCUUCUUAUUACGACGGUUCGGAGAUCAGCAAUCGGUCGUCGACGCUCCCGCGGCGGCACAAGCGCCACCUGUCCACGGAGUCGGGGCUGGCCAGCUCGCUGCACUACGACCACUCGCCGGUGCGCCACUCUAGCCCCAGCUCCGGAAGCCUCCCCCGAUCCACGCUCAGCAGGAGCUCAACCAACAAAACUAUCCUAGACCACUUUGGCUCGCGAAACAGCGACCCGAAACUCAGGGACAGCCCCAGUGGCAGCCUCAGGAGGAUGGACUACUCGAAUUCCGAUCAUAUUAUGUCCACCAGUGGCCCUUCCAGCUUAGAGAGUACCAGCACACAUCGCACUCCAAGGAAAGACUGUAAAAGUGGUCCGUCUUCGUUAGAAACCCAAAACUCUCCCCUCAAAAGAAACUAUCACACAAACGGGCACAGCAGCGGCCACUCCAGCCUCGAGUCCCACAUAUCAGAUCGCACACUGAAGCCUUCCCCUAGUCAUAGCAACGGAGCCCCCGGUCUGAGCCGAGCGCAGUCGCUCGUCAAAGUGCAGAGUUUACAAAGCUCACCCAAAAGUUUACAUAAGAAUUUAAACAGGAACAAGCCUCCAAUAGUUGGGGGAGAUACUAUAAAAAAUGGAAAAAGCACAUCUCCUCGGAACUCGCCAAAAAACUGCCCAAGCACUCCCAAGAAAACCGCCACCCCGUUGCACAGUAGAACAUUAGGACCGAAAGCUGAAAACCCAGCGACAACCAUGAUGGCGAGUUCCAAUUCCAAUAAUUCCAUUACACUUAAAGUUACCACGAAUACAAUAACCCAAAACGGCGGUGGCACAAACACAAAAGUAUACGUACAAAACUCGCCAGUAAGAUCUGUUAUCACGUUUGAAAAUGGCAAAGUGACUGAAUCGAGCAACGGCAGUAACAUUUACAUCAUCAAUGAUGACCGCCAGGUGGUCUCUGUGAAAAACGGGGUAACCAAUCAGACAACGAAAAACCCGACAGAAACCUCUUUCGACGCUUGCGUUGAAAAGAACAAGCAAGUGUAUCAGGAAGCUGAACCAAUUAGAGAGCAAGAAAACAAGUUCAACAAGAACUCUAUGAACGACAACAACAUGAAUAACAAUCGCAAACUUUCUCUGCAAAUUGGCGCAACAAACAAUAAGAAUUUUAUCUACAAGAACCAGUUGAAUAAUACGAACGAGGUGGUGUCCAACCCCGCCUCGCCGGCCAUACACAACAACAUUCACGGGCUCGACGCCUCCACCAAUCACAGUAACCCGUCCACACCCACCAAGAGUUACGACAUCAUCGGCUCCCUAGGAAGCCUCAAGUAUCAGAAAAACGCGUUGUCUUCACCGAACACUGGACUGCAAAGCAAUAUCAACUCCAACAGUGAGUUAAAAAGCGUAGAUUUGCUGAAGAAGGCGGCAGCGCUGCAGAUGUUGAACGGCAUUCCGAUGGUGAACAACCGCAUGAGCUCGGACUCCUUAGCCAAUUUGCUGACUAAAGGUCUUGACCAGAAACCUAUAGUUCUCGGCUCGGAACCGAACCUGGCCUUGAAGAACCAGGACCAGAUGAACAACGUAAACAACUCUAUGGACAAGAUAAACUGCCUAGACAAUAAGCAGAAGCGGUACAGCCUGAGCCAGGAGAGCAAGAAGGAGAAUCAGGAUUUUUAUAACUUUCCUAGCUUAAGUGACCUGAGCUUUAACUUUACUAGUUUAGCUGCUCAGAAGAUACUGAAAGGCGUGAGUAUCAAUAGUGUUGACACGCUUGUGGAGCUAAACAUGGCCGCCAACAACUCGGAGAAACAAAACAAUCGCGACGUCGCUGCUGUCUGUACCGACUUUGGCCUUGUAUAGUAAGGACAUGUUCAUUUUGUUUAAAUGUACUAUAGUAGAGUAGCAAUUAACAAUUCAUUUAAGAUAGUAAUGUAACUUAUAACUACUUUUAACCAGCCCUAAGUAGGUACAUAAUGUAACAUUAGUUUGAACAUUUUGUACUCUGUAAUAUGUACUUCCAUGAAUUUAUCUUUAGCAAUAGAUACAUCUUCUAAUAAAAUUUUGUUUGUUACUACUAACAUGUAAUCAUCGAAAAUACCAUGUAGCAAUUAAAAUCAAUACUUUAUGUAUUCACCAAGUGUACGUACAUAAUCAACUUUCUAGGUUUGUUACUCACUUUUUCAAAAUUGUAAUGUGACAAUAAAACUAAGUAUACGAAAAAACAAGAGUGGCCUAAACUGUAAUGGUAAUCUGCAAGUCAAUUAAAUUCUGUAUUUUGUCACAAUUUCCGCUUGCUUCUACCGUAGUGCUAAAUAUGUUAUCUGCACAUUGUGCCAUCCAAAUUUCUUCCCUAAAGUUAAGUCGAGUACAAACUAGAAUACAUUUCCGUAAUCAGAGUCCAUCCAAUUUUGAGUAAUUUAUAGGAAAGAUUGUACAAGUAAUGUAUGUCAUGUCUAAGUGCCAUAAACACAAUAAUAGUAAGAAUCAUUGAGUAUGCAACGCAGCAAGAAAAUUUGAAUUGGUUAAGGGAUUGGUUUCAUUAAAAUAUAAGAAAUUUGUGACCGCACUCAAGUGCUUAAGCAAUAAAGGGUAAUAUUUAUUCAUUAGGAAUUGUAAUCAGAAGUCAAUGCAUAUUAGUGUAAGUGUUCAGUACAUAACGCCAUUUGUAUAAAUGUAUUAACAAUAAAAGUUGAUGCUUUAAA
Molecule: messenger RNA, 4329 nt
Organism: Plutella xylostella (diamondback moth)
Lineage: Eukaryota; Metazoa; Arthropoda; Insecta; Lepidoptera; Plutellidae
Source: RefSeq, a predicted model, not a curated record